Eublepharis macularius is the source of this 3404-nucleotide messenger RNA. RefSeq names its product homer scaffold protein 3 (gene HOMER3). The record is from RefSeq and is a predicted model, not a curated record. Lineage: Eukaryota; Metazoa; Chordata; Lepidosauria; Squamata; Eublepharidae. Gene Ontology annotation, molecular function: G protein-coupled glutamate receptor binding. The transcript is spliced from 11 exons. The coding region runs from base 100 to 1422 and encodes 440 amino acids. Gene Ontology annotation, biological process: regulation of store-operated calcium entry; G protein-coupled glutamate receptor signaling pathway. Gene Ontology annotation, cellular component: postsynaptic density; plasma membrane; dendrite.
GAUAGAGCAGAGUUGGCAAAGGAAGGAAGAGAAUUUUUUUUUUGAAUGUGUAAAAAGGAGAACAAAGAACGCCACUGAAAAGGAUCUCAGCUGGCAUGCAUGCACACCCUGCCUCCUUCCAUCACAAACGAGCAGAUUUCCAGGAAAUUUGAGGAGGAUCCGGAUCCGGAGAAAAAGAGCUCAAGAGAGCAAGAAAAGCAACGUGGACAAAAAAAAAAGAGGAAGGGCCAGAAAGAAAGUCCUUCGGAGACGAUGGGGGAGCAGCCGAUCUUCAGCACCAGGGCCCACAUAUUCCAGAUCGACCCGUCCACCAAGAGGAACUGGAUCCCAGCUAGCAAGCAUGCAUUAACGGUUUCCUACUUUUACGACGCCACCCGCAAUGUCUACCGUAUCAUCAGCGUGGGAGGCACCAAGGCCAUCAUCAACAGCACCAUCACCCCCAACAUGACCUUCACGAAAACCUCGCAAAAAUUCGGCCAGUGGGCUGACAGCAGAGCCAACACAGUGUACGGGCUGGGCUUUGCUUCGGAGCAGCAUCUCUCCCAGUUUGCAGAGAAGUUCCAGGAGGUAAAGGAAGCUGCCCGCUUGGCGAGGGAGAAGUCUCAAGAUAAGACCGAGCUGACCAGUCCUGCCCUGAGUUUGACUUCCCAGCAGAUUUUCCCCAGUCCCAUCAUCAGUUCCAACGGGCCCGGUGACGACAAGUUCUUCCGGAGCCAAAGUGCAGAUAUGGAGAUGACGACGGAAAGGGAGAGGAUCAAGAAGAUGCUGUCAGAAGGGUCUGUGUGUGAAGUCCAGUGGGAAGCUGAAUUUUUCACUCUGCAAGACAGUAACAACAAGCUGGUGGCAGCCUUGCACGAAGCCAAUGCCAACGUGGAGCAGUGGAAGAAGCAGCUGGCAGCCUAUCAGGAGGAGACAGAAGCACUGCGGCUGCGGGUGGCAGAGCUGGAAGCCCAAAGAGGCCACGAUUCCUCAAGCGAAGCCAAAGAGGAGGCCAGUCCAGCUGUGGAGGAGCUGGAGCAGUUAGUGAAAGCCAAGGAUGAGGAACUUCAGCAACUGAAAAGCCAGAAAGGGGGACGCUGGGAAGGUGAUGAAGGGAGCGAGGAAACCUUUCAGAAGGUGCAGGACCUGGAGAGACGGAACAAGGACUUGGAGCGUCGCUUGCAGCUGGCCGAGCAGACCCUCUCCGAGACGCUGUCUGAGCGGGAGAAGAUGUACCACGAAGUGUCCAAGAUUACCAGAGACUUCGCAGUGCAGCCAGACACCCGAGAGAGAGCCGUGAAUCUCUCUGUUCAAGAAAAGGGGACUCUCGGUGGGUUCUUUUUCCUCCGCCCCUAUUGUAUGUCUUUUUCAAUGACUUUUUCUUUUCGUGUGUUAGGCAAAUCUAUUCCUGUGCUAUUGAGCCGGGAAGAGCAGGGAGGGUAAAGGGGAAGGGAGGUGGGGGAGGGUGUUAAAUGUCAGAGGGUAAAAAAGGAUAUCUCCAUGGUAGAGGGGAGGGGCUCAACCAGCUGCCAAUCUGACAGUUUGCCAGGUUGCAAUUAAUUAGCACUAAAUGAAGAAAUUUACCCUCUCCCUUGUUUUAUACAGAAGCAUGACUGACAGAAGCCGAAGUGUGUGUGUGUGUGUGUGUGUGUGUGUGUGUGAGGAGUUGAUGGGUGUACCUAUCCCAGCAUGCAAUGUUCUUGCUGGAUCCAUCACCCAGAAAAGAGACCUCGUCUACUGCCACACGGGCAUUUCCUCGUUGUGCACUCGCUGCCUGUGCGAAAGCGGCGGCAAUGGAGCCUCUGUGUGGAGGGAUUCUCUGGGCUUUCCCUGGAAUCUUCUGGUGCCCGUCAGCCUCAUCUCAUCCCACUCCGCCUCAUCUCAUCCCACUCUGCCUCAUCUCAUCCCACUCCGCCUCUUCUCAUCCCACUCCUGGAAGGCUUUUUGACAGCUUUCUUUUUAAUGGGUAUAUUGCUAUGUUAUUGUAUCACUGUAGCAAUAUAACUACUGCUCCCCAGAGCUGCCAUUUUCUCCAGGGCAACUGAUCUCCAGAGGCUGGGAGAUCUCCAGGCCUCACCUGGAGGUUGGCAACCCUAGAGCUCCUAUAGGUGGGGUGCUCAGAAAACCCAUGCCUUCCCAUCCACUCUGGUAACCAGACCCACUUUCAGCAUGAGGCGGAGGAAAAAUCAGAAGGUGCGCAAUAGCACAAUGAUGCUGUACAAAAGCUUAAAGGGGGAGGCGCAGCUUCAGAGGCAAGGUGGAGCCAAACGAAGCAGCCCUUGUCUGCUCACGGCUGCCUCCACACAAGAAUAUCCACAAGUCAUCGUCUCCUAUUUAUCCUGUUUCUCCGUUUCCCCGAUUUGCUGAGUUCUUUCCCAAAUGUGGCACAGUACAAUCCUUUGGGAAAGAUGGUAGGCAAAAGUGUCGUUGGAUUCUGUGUGGAAGGGGAGGUGUGCCUUUUUGCAAGUCCUACCUACAUUGGUACUGUUUUCCUUGCUUUAGUCCCUGUAUUUGCCAUUUCUGCUAAUAUGUACCCCUCCCACCCCUGCCGAGGGCUUUUCUGAUUUUAAAAAAAUUAGUAAUUGACAGAUCACUAUCGUUAGUGUUAUAAUGAUAUACUGCAGCCAUGUAUUUGUCCCAGCAAAUCUCUGGCCUUUUUCCUUGCACAUCUUUCCCCUUAUACCUCUACAUGGAAAAGGGCUAGAAACUUACUAUGAAAAAAUGAAAGCUGGGAAUAAGUAUGUUGUUGUAAUAGAUUGUUAUAAUGCUGUAACGAUCUAUCAGUUCACAUUUUUUUUAAAAAACUUCUGAAUUGGGGCCUUGGGGGGGUUGAAACAAAACUGGUAUAGGGGCAACUGCCAUGUGGACAGUUUAUUGCCAGCAAUGAGAGCUACAGAAAGAAAUGUGUCUGUGUGGAUACAAUGCCCACCAUACAAGUAUAUACAUUUCUUGUGGAGGGAAACUGACUUUUCUUUGCACACAGAAGUUCCAAGUUAUCUCUCCAGCAGCACUGAUUGAAAGAUUUGAGGAAUUUUCUCAGCCGGAAACUCUGGCUCACUGUGCCAGUCAGAGUGGGCAACUUUGACCUGGCUGGACCAAUGGCCUGUCUUAUGAGGCAGCUUCCAGUUUUAUGUAUCAGGCACCCAUACGUGAAAGUGAAACCUGCAAGUGCUUUCUGCCUUGGUUCCAUCUACAUGAUACAUUUUACAAAGGUCUAUCCCUGGGACUUUUUGUUGUCGUCAGUUCUCGUGCACAAGGAGCUCUGGAUUGGGACCACCAUGUGCAGGGAGAAGGGGCCUCUGCCUUUCUCCUGUGCCAUUUUCCCAACCCAAAACCACCCCAGAAGGGACACUCUUUGACCCAUUGGAUGCUGUAUGUUCAAUGUAUUCUUAGGCCCUGGUAGCUUGAUUAAAUCCAGGAUGAGA